AUGAGGGAAAAACCGAAAAAGCGGGAACUGGGAAACAGAGAAACCCUAAUCGCCAUGGACAUGAUCAGCGACUUGCCGGAUUGCAUACUCUUGCACGUCCUCUCCUUCCUCCCUACCAAAACCGCCUUCCUCACCACCGUCCUCUCUCGCCGCUGGACCAACCUCUGCGACGACCUCCAACACCUCCACUUCGAACAAAACCAAUUUCGAAACCGCAAUACUUGUUCAUAUUGCUAUCAAUUCGAUGUAUACACUGUGGAGUGGUUCAUUAGAAAGGUUUUAGGGCCAAACCUCGAGGAAUUGAACCUCCAACUCUCCUUCGUCUGUUGCUCCGAUCGCAAAGUCGUUAUUCCCAACGGCGUUCUCAGCUGCACUUCCCUCGUGACUCUCCGUUUAAACGGAGGCAUAAGAAUCCCUUCGCCGCCUUCAUCGUCGUGCCGUUAUCACUUGCCGUCACUCAAGACACUGCAAUUGUAUAAUGUCAAAACCUCUGUUGGUAACUUGGAGGAGCUUCUCUCUCACUGCACUGCUCUUGAGACUCUUGUUCUUGACUCAGUCUGUCGAUCCCAGGAGGAGGGCCAAUUGAGUAUUUGUUUUCCUUCUUUGAAGAGUUUGCACUUCAAAUCUUAUUUCGGUGACGCUCUUAGCUUACUUCUUGUUAUAGACACACCAUCUCUUAAACGUCUUUAUAUCCAAGUUGUGUCAGGAUUUCGCGAGAUCCGUGUUCGCAACUUGCACAAUGUGGAGGAAGCCCGUAUCAACAUUUCUAAGCAAUCCAUUGUGCUCGAGUUUCUUGUGGAGCUUUGCAGGAUAAGGAUUUUGGAACUGGGUUUAUUAACGGUUGAUUGUUUGCCUGAGGUUCCUCCGCAUCGUAUUCCAGAGUUUACCUGUUUACAGAGGCUAGAGCUUACUGUUAAGUGUUUCGACACCAGAUCCAUAAUGAAUAUGCUUCAGAAAUGUCCCAUGCUUAAACUUCUUGCUAUCGUUUUUAGCUUUCCUAAAAUGGAUCCACAUCCGUCACGAAAAUGGGAACUCCCUGCGAAGAUUCCUACUUGUCUUGCAUCGCAUCUGCAAGUGAUUAAAAUCAAGAGAUAUUAUGAAUCCAGAGAUGAUAGAGAUUUUUUCGCCUAUGUUCUUCAACAUGGACUUGUUUUGGAGUCACUUGAUCUUCAGGUGGAUGAUAUGAGAUCUAAAGGAUUUCCAGAAGAAUUAUCCCUUUUGCCAAGGAGCUCCAAGGCGUGCCAAAUUAACUUUUGCUGGAUUUAAGGUACCAUAUUUUUCGUUACCAUUAUGUGUACGUAUAAUGGUGGAUGAUACGAGUCAGAUACAGUAUCCUACUAAUUAUGGCUGAAUUUUUCAUAUCUGAAACAAGUUGUACUAGUUUGAGUAGAUUCCCCCCAGUGAUAAAAGGAAACUUAAAUUUUGAUGAUUUUUUCUUUUUAUAUUUUAACACAGAUGUCUCUUCAGAUAUUUAUCAUAUAUAUACUUGAUACUAUUAUGAUUCAUUCGUUUCACACAGCCUUUUGUUGUAUAUAGAAAUUCAGUAAUUGGUACUUCAGACUUGGAACAAGAAUAUUUUAGCAACAAGGAUACCAUUUUAACUUUACACCAUUCAGGUGAAUGAAGCUCCCAAAUGUGGAAGUGUUGAUAGAUCCCGACAA
This is a messenger RNA of Arachis ipaensis, 1661 nucleotides long. The record is from RefSeq and is a predicted model, not a curated record. Lineage: Eukaryota; Viridiplantae; Streptophyta; Magnoliopsida; Fabales; Fabaceae.